This is a messenger RNA of Momordica charantia (bitter melon), 4457 nucleotides long. Its product is annotated as PWWP domain-containing protein 1. Lineage: Eukaryota; Viridiplantae; Streptophyta; Magnoliopsida; Cucurbitales; Cucurbitaceae. The record is from RefSeq and is a predicted model, not a curated record.
GCUGAGAAAAAAUUUCACUCAGUUCCCAAAUUAUUUCCCAGUUUUUUUCUUACCGCCCAAACACAAACUCUUUCUAGGGUUUUAGAUUUGCUCGAAAUCAGACACUUUCUCAGCUUUCUUCAGGAAUAUCCGGCUCUGUUUUUUCAAAAUUUCCACUCGAAUUAUGCGCUUUUCGAUUCUCGUAAUCGUGGAUGCUGUUUCUGUAGGGUUUAUGAAAUGAUUUCACAUCAGUACAGAUGAUAUCGGUGAUGAACAAGGAUUUUGAAUUCGAGAAGGAACCGGAUGGCCUCGAAGAGUUGCGGGCGGAGGGCAGGGUUCUGGAGCACGCCGCUGACAGUUCGAAUCCCGACGAGAAGGUUUCUGAUUCGGGAGUUCUUAACGAAGCUAGGGUUUCUUUAAUGGAGUUGGAUCCCGGAGCUCCCGGGAGUGAGUUCGAUGCGAAGAUGUUGGCGAAUGGUAGAUCUGCGGAGUUUAGGGUUUUCCCGUCCGAGGAGGUGAGGUUUCUGGUCAGUUCGGUUGGCGAAGGCGAUGGUGGAGGUGCAGGUAUGGAAAUGAAGUUCUCGAGCUCUCUUGUUGAUGUUAAAGUCUCAAAAACUGAUAGAUUUGAUGGUUCAGUUGGUCAUUUCGAUGCACAGAACGAUCGAAAGGCUAAUUUGUCUCAGUAUAAGUCUUUAAUGUCCGAGUUUGAUGAUUACGUCGCGAAUGAGACUAGUGGAGCAAUGGUAGCGGCGGCUACUUCGAGGGCGAUGAGCUAUGGGUUUGAGGUGGGGGAUAUGGUGUGGGGUAAGGUCAAGUCUCAUCCGUGGUGGCCUGGGCAUAUAUUUAACGAAGGUUUGGCUUCUCCUUCCGUGCGACGCACUAGGAGGGAGGGAUAUGUUUUGGUGGCCUUCUUCGGGGAUAGCAGUUAUGGGUGGUUUGACCCUGCUGAACUGAUACCAUUUGAUCCUAACUAUUAUGAGAAAUCGAGGCAAACAAAUUCUAGGACCUUUGUAAAGGCUGUCGAGGAGGCAGUCGAUGAGGCGAGUAGGAGACGGGGUCUUGGCCUGGCCUGCAAGUGUAGGAAUCCUUACAAUUUUAGGCAGACGAAUGUUGAGGGAUACUUUGCAGUCGAUGUUCCAGAUUUUGAGGCAGGAGGUGUUUACUCCUGGAAUCAGAUUAGGAAGUCGAGAGAUAGUUUCAAACCCGGUGAGACUCUUUCAUUUAUCAAGCAACUGGCAUUGACUCCACGAGGCGGUGAUCAUAGAAGCAUUAACUUUGUGAACAAUAAAGCUACAGUAUUUUCUUAUCGAAGAGCGGUCUAUGAAGAGUUUGACGAGACAUAUGCUCAGGCAUUUGGUGUGCCGGCUGGGCCUGGGCGGCCCCCUCGCGCUGCAUUGGAUCAGCUUAGGGAACCAGCUCGAGCUCCUUUGAGUGGCCCCCUGGUGAUUGCUGAAGCUUUGGGGGGUGGGAAAAGUGCAGUAAAGUCUAUGAAGUUGAAGGACCAAUCUAAGAAAGACAGGUACCUUCUCAAACGCCGAGAUGAACCGAGUAACUUGAAGGACAUUGGGACUAAUCAGGAGCUGGCAACUUCUACUGUUCCCUUAUCUCUUGUGGCGGAAUCUGCUGAAACUGGAGGCGUUGGAGAUUACGUUCUGUUAAAGAGAACUCCAACUGUUUCUGUCGGGCCUCACAUACUGGCAAAAGGUGAACACACCGGGUUUGUUGGUAGGGAUAGUGUAAUUUCUAGUUUGAGUUUACCUAGCAGUGUAGCCGAGAUGGGUCAGGUGGCCGUGGGUGCCAAUGUUGUUAGCCAAGUGCAUUCUAUGGGCAUUGAGGCAUCCUCUGAUAAGGAAAUAGUUCCUCCAGGGGAAAUGAAAGAGACAAUGGUGCCCAGUGAAGUUGUUGGUUCUAGGAACGAUGCGCCCCCUGAUAUGGCAAGUGAGAGGGCUUUUCCUAGCAUGUUGGUGGAUAGUGAGCCUCCUCUUCAUGACAAAGCUGAAGCUUCGGGGGCUGAAAUUAUACUGAAGUCUUCUGAAAUUCCUCAACAACCAGAAUUUAGUAAUUCAGUGAAUGUUGAAGGCGACUGCACAUUGGAUCAAAAUUUGGACAGCCACGUCGCCCCCGAUCCUUCAUCAGCUGGAUCAGCUGGUGUGAAAUAUUCGGAUGGAGAUAGUUCUGUUGGAGGAGUCAUGAAGCCAAAGGUUCUAAAACGGCCAGCAGAAGACAUGAGCUCCUCUGGAACCUCAUUUAUGGUGGAGAAAAAGAAGAAGAAAAAGAAGCGAGAUUUAGGUGUGGAAAUAGGUUCUGACCAUGUACAAAAGCCGUUGGUCUCAAAGAAGAUUGGGAGCUCUGUAGGAAAACUUGCAGAUAAAUCCAACCAGGUUGGUUCCAGUUCGAGAGAGGAUUUUCGGCUGGAACAUCAGAAAAAAAGCAUUGCGUCCUCAAAUAACUCCAUCUCACAUGCUAGUGUGUUGCCAGUGUUUGGCCGAGGGAAUGACGAGGCCGAUGUGCCCCAACUAUUAAGUGACUUGCAGGCCUUUGCUCUUGAUCCUUUCCAUGGGACUGAAAGGAAUUGCCAUGUGAUUGUUCAGAAGUUCUUCCUGCGGUUUCGUUCACUUGUUUAUCAGAAAAGUCUAUCAUCGUCUCCGCCUUCUGAGGCUGAAUCUAAUGAAUUUCGUGCAGUUAAAUCUCCAGAUGUUAGCCUUGGAACUGAUAAUUUAAGUGAGAAUGUUCGAGAUUUGUCGUCCUCGAACUCAGUUAAACCCUUACUCAGACGUGAAGAUCCAACAAAAUCUGGGCGGAAACGUGUCCCAUCGGAUCGUCUGGAGGAAAUGGCAGCAAAGAAGUUGAAGAAAAUUAGUGAUAUGAAAUUGUUGGCAUCAGAGAAAAAGGGUACCCAGAAACUUGUUGAUAGCCAGAAACGAGAAUCCAGAGAUUCUGCAUUACCUACAACAGUAAAGAUGGUCAAGCGAGAUUCUGUGAAGAAGUUGGAGCCUCCUUCAGUAAGGAAAGUCGAUCCAACCAUGCUGGUUUUGAAGUUUCCUCCCGACACAUCGCUUCCAUCUCUCAAUGAACUAAAGGCGAGGUUUGGUCGGUUUGGGCCUAUUGACCAGUCAGGUCUCCGCAUCUUCUGGAAAUCAUUAACAUGUCGUGUUGUUUUCCUUUACAAAUCCGAUGCGCAAGCAGCAUUCAAGUAUGCAAUGGGAAACAAGUCCUUAUUUGGGAAUGUAAAUGUGAAGUACCAGCUUCGAGAAGUAGGAGCUCCUGCAACCGAAGCACCCGAAUCCGAGAAGGUCAGCACAGAUGACAAUCCUAUCGAAGCUCCCAGGAUGAAGGAUCCCACGGUCUUACCAGGGCGGGCAUCUACCCCGGUCAUACAUCAACCGCCCCUUCUACCACUCCCAGCAGUCCAGCUCAAAUCAUGCCUGAAGAAGUCAUCAGGCGACGAACCCGGUGCACCCAGCAUCGGCAUGGGAGGCAGCAGCAAAGGAACGGCGCGAGUGAAAUUCAUGUUGGGCGGGGAAGAAAGUAGCAAGGGAGAGCAAUUGAUGAUGAUUGGUAAUAGAAACAACAACAUCAAUGCUAAUUUUGCAGAUGGUGGAACAUCUUCUGUUGCAAUGGAUAUUAAUAGUAACUUCUUUCAAAAGGUCGUUUCUCCACCUCCACUCCCAAUUCCACCCCAAUUCGCUAAACCCCCUCAUACUCAUACUAUUACUACAAAUAUUAUGCAUCAACACUCGGAAAUGCCACCACCCAGAAAUUCACUCAACCACCACCACCACCACCACCACACAUCCUCCACGGCACCACCGACACCGCCACAACCACCACCUGCCCCCGUCCCUGCUGCCACUGACAUUUCCCAACAGAUGCUGAGCCUUUUAACAAGGUGCAGCGAUGUGGUCACCAACGUAACUGGCUUGUUAGGCUACGUGCCUUACCACCCUCUUUGAUGACAAAAAAUCUGCACAGUUUUUUGCAAGGGUAAAAAAUUCACAUACUCCCCGCCAUACCCGAACCUGGAUAUAAGAGGGAAACGAGUAGCAUGGCGUGGCUUGGUUCGGUUUGGUUGAAACCCAGCCUCUCGUUUGGGAGCUUAAUUCAUAACUUCCUCCAAAAUGAACCUAAAUGGGGUGUGUUUUUGAAGUCUGGGCAAUGGAAGAAGAAAAAGGGGGUGGGGGGAGAGGGGGGCAGUUCUGGAAUUUCCAAGUGGGCUUCAAUUUUCUUAAAGAUGAUGGAGAUGGGAUUUGAAGUUGAUACCAUAAUGUACUGAUAUUGAGAUAGUAUAUGGUCAUAUUAUUGCUCAAUUGCUUCCUUUUUUCUUUUUGUUUUUUUUUUGGGUCAAAUUUUCUCAUGUAAAUUGUUGACUAUGGAGUAGUGGACCACGAAUCCCAUUCAAAGAGUGAGUACUCACUCUCUCUACUUUCCAUUGUGUGUUGAACUGUGAGACUCUAGUGAGAAAAAUUUGCUUUAUUUUC